This is a messenger RNA of Bufo gargarizans (Asiatic toad), 2499 nucleotides long. RefSeq names its product E3 ubiquitin/ISG15 ligase TRIM25-like. The record is from RefSeq and is a predicted model, not a curated record. NCBI's taxonomy places the organism in Eukaryota, Metazoa, Chordata, Amphibia, Anura, Bufonidae. Bases 37 to 2499 code for a protein of 820 amino acids. Gene Ontology annotation, molecular function: zinc ion binding; protein binding. The transcript is spliced from 2 exons.
ACUUUUCCACUUUCGGUUCCUGCUCCUCAUACCACAAUGGCUUCUGCUGAUCUGAGGGCCGAGCUGGACUGCUCCAUCUGCCUGAGCCUCUAUACAGAUCCUGUAUCCCUGAGAUGUGGACACAACUUCUGCCGCUCGUGUAUUGUGAGUGCGCUGGAUGCACAGGAGGCAGCUGGAGUGUAUUCCUGUCCUGACUGCAGAGCAGAAUAUCCGGAGCGUCCGGCCCUGGAGAAGAGCAGGAAGCUGAGGAACAUAGUGGAGCGUUUCUUAUCUGCUCAGCCUGAUAUGGAGGAGACCGAGAUCUUCUGUACUUACUGUACUAAGUCUCCUGUACCGGCUGUGAGGACAUGUCUGCACUGUGAGGCCUCGUUCUGUGAAAAGCACUUGAGUAGACACAGUAAGUCAUCAGAACAUACUUUGGUUGAACCUACUGCUACCCCGAAGGAAAGAAAAUGCUCCACACACAAGGAGGUGCUGAAAUACUAUUGUCCGAUGGACGCCGCCUGUAUCUGUGUGUCCUGCUGGGUGGCCGGAGACCACAAGGGACAUGACGUGCAGCUACUGGACGUGGCCUCUGAGAAGGAGAAAGAGAAACUGAGGAAAUAUCUGGAGGAACUAAACCCACAAAAAGCAGAAAUUCAGAGUAAACUUCAGAAUCUGCAGGAUCGUCAGAGGAAUAUCCAGGAGAAGGCCUCUGAUAAGAGGAAGAACGUCAGGAAGUUAUUUAUGGACAUUAAGGAGCAACUGGAAAUGGCAGAAAAGAAAGCGCUGAGCGAGAUCUCCAGGAAGGAGGAGAAGAUUGUGUCCCAGAUAUCUGAUCUGAUCAAGAAGCUGGAAAUAGAGGAGGACGAGCUGUUCAGGAAGAUGCGUCACGUGGAGGAGAUGUGUCAUGUCACCGACCCAAUAAGACUCCUACAAGAAAGUGACAUUACAGUAUGUGGUCAUGGAGAUGAUGAGGACACAGGGGAAGAUGGUAGAGAGGGCAGGUCUGAGGAUGAUCUGGAUGAGGUUCUGAUCUCACUGACCUUCUACCGAUCUAUGAGGGAUAUUGUCACCAAUGUCACAUCAGAGCUCGGGCUCCAUGUUCCAGACAUAUUGCUGGAUGAGGACACUGCUAAUAUAUAUGUGAAGAUAUCAGAAGAUCUGAAAACAGCAACAACAACAGAAGAGGAAGAAGAAGAGGAAGAAGAGGACAGACCAGAAUCACCAGGAAGGUUCCUAGAUUAUCCCCAGGUGUUAAGCAGAUGUGGCCUCUCCUCAGGAAAACAUUACUGGGAGGUAGAGUGGGACCAGAAAGGAAAAUGUGACAUCGGACUGUCCUAUCCCAGUAUAGAAAGGGAAGGAGAUGAGUCUUGUAUUGGAUGUAAUGAUAAAUCUUGGUCUUUGGAUAUGUCUGGUGCAGGAUGUACAGUGUGUCACCGCUCAGUCAGAUCCCCCCUAAGUGUAGAUACAACAUGUCCUAGACUUGGGGUCUUCUUAGACUAUGAGGCCGGGCGCCUGUCCUUCUGUCAGCUGUGUGACCCCAUCAGACACUUACAUACCUUCACUGCCUCCUUCUCUGAACCCCUACAUGUUGUCUUCUGGUUGUGGUCUGGAGCCUCUGUUAGAAUAAUAAAAAUGGCAGAAAAGAAAGCGCUGAGCGAGAUCUCCAGGCAGGAGGAGAAGAUUGUGUCCCAGAUCUCUGAUCUGAUCAAGAAGCUGGAAAUAGAGGAGGACGAGCUGUCCGGGAAGAUGCGUCACGUGGAGGAGAUGUGUCAUGUCACCGACCCAAUAAGACUCCUACAAGAAAGUGACAUUACAGUAUGUGGUCAUGGAGAUGAUGAGAACACAGGGGGAGAUGGUGGAGAGGGCAGGUCUGAGGAUGAUCUGGAUGAGGUUCUGAUCUCACUGACCUUACACCGAUCUAUGAGGGAUAUUGUCACCAAUGUCACAUCAGAGCUCGGGCUUGAUGUUCCAGACAUAUUGCUGGAUGAGGACACUGCUAAUGAAUAUGUGAAGAUAUCAGAAGAUCUGAAAACAGCAACAGAAGAAGAAGACGAGGAAGAGGAAGAAGAUGAAAAAAAAGAACAGGACAGACCAGAAUCACCAGGAAGGUUCCUGUAUUGGGACCAGGUGUUAAGCAGAUGUGGCCUCUCCUCAGGAAGACAUUACUGGGAGGUAGAGUGGAACCAGAUAGGAGGAUGUGACAUCGGACUGUCCUAUCCCAGUAUAGAAAGGAAAGGACAGAGGUCUGGUAUUAGAUGUAAUGAUAAAUCUUGGUGUCUGGAAAUGUCUGGUGCAGGAUGUGCAGUGUGUCACCGCUCAGUCACAUCCCCCCUCAGUUUAGAUACAACAUGUCCUAGACUUGGGGUCUAUCUGGACUAUGAGGCCAGGCGUCUGUCCUUCUAUAAGCUGUGUGACCCCAUCAGACACUUACACACCUUCACCGCCUCCUUCUCUGAACCCCUACAUGCUGUCUUCUGUGUGAAGGAUGGAGCCUCUGUUAGAAUAAUAAGCUGA